AUGGCUACCAUUACUGCUGAAGACCGAAUCGAACGGUUCAGAUCAUGGCUUGAGACCAAGGCUACACCACAGAAGACUGCAGGUCUUAAGCCAGGCAGUAACCUACUCCUCGCUUCAGCACUUCACGGCAUCGCUCGCCGCGGCAAGGGUCAUGAACUGACAGACCUCGAAAACUUGGCUGUCAGACCUUUUAUAAUCAUGACGGAGAGCGAAGAGGAAAUCGUUGCUCUGGGCCAGAUCUGCUCCGAGGCCAAGGCUGCUGCCCGCUCUCGCAACUUUGCUGCCUUCAACGCCCCAAAUGGUAUCAUGAGCAUGCCUGAUGAUGCACCUCUUACCAGGGAGCAGUUCAAUGAUCAGGUCAGAGAGCUUGGAGAGGAAACGGUUCUCCAGCCUCAUAUCCGGGCGGUGUCGUCCGAACAAGUUCAACCCGAUGGCACAAUUGAACCAACUGAAACAUUCGUGACUGCUUCCUCAGCUCUCGGUCGAGGUGUCACCAUGUUUAUUGAUCCUCCCCCAGAAAAGGUUGAUGUGACCGACACAGGCUAUGUGCGCGUCUGGCUGAAACCGGAAAUCUUCAAGUGCUACAAAAAGUCUGGCGAACUCGGUAAAGAUGAGAUUUACUUCUCAUGGGGAUGGGGAGAUGAUCAAAAUCACGGCAUUUCGCACAAGACUCCCGAAUUCGGGUCUGUCGUUACUGGCACGAUACGGAAUUUCCCAUCUAACACGCCUGAUCUGCAUCAAGGCAACGUCAGUCAAGCUGUUUGCGGGACUAUUAUUUGUUGGGAAGCCGACCAGAGCUCUUCUGAUUGGUAUGAUAAGCUUAUUCAAGCGAUGAGGGAACUGUCCAGCCUGGCAAAGUCGUUGACUCACGAUGUCGGCAAUGAUGCCUUGAACGCGCUCAUCGUACAGCUCCCCGGCUUCAGUCAAUACGCAGAAAUGGCAUUUUGGAUCGAGAAUGUUGCCAUGAUUAUCGGGGCAUUCCUUGAUUGGUUCCGAAACCAUGAUGAUAAAGUGGCGGAGCACAACUAUGGUUUUAAUAGGCAGUUUCUCCGUAACUAUCAACAUCCUGAUGCGUUUAUCGAUUUUUCUUUUGAUGGAGGAAGUGGUGGAAAAUUUAGUCUGUUUGCUCGGGCUCUCAUCGGUCCAGACAUGGGAUAG
This is a messenger RNA of Fusarium poae, 1158 nucleotides long. RefSeq lists its product as uncharacterized. The transcript has a single exon. Bases 1 to 1158 code for a protein of 385 amino acids. The record is from RefSeq and is a predicted model, not a curated record. Lineage: Eukaryota; Fungi; Ascomycota; Sordariomycetes; Hypocreales; Nectriaceae.